AUGGGCUGUAGAAUCUUAUCGCACUAUAACAUUCAUGUUAUUUUACCUUUUAUUUCCAUCAUAUACCUUAUAAAUAUUUCUUUUUUUAAAUAUUCUUUCAAAGGCGGAAAUUUUAAGAAUAACAAGCAAGGAUCAGGGAACAAAUUCAAGGGAGGACGUCAUGCUCAAGGUAAAUCUCAGAAAAAACAGCAUGGUUCCUCCGGAUCAAACAAAGUCGUUGUUGUUCCACAUCGUUUUCCCGGAGUUUAUAUAGCGAAGGGAAAAUCCGACGCUCUGGUUACCAGAAACAUGGUUGUGGGAGAAUCCAUCUAUGGAGAGAAGAGAAUUGAAGUGACUAAUGAAGAUGGAGAAAAAAUUGAAUAUAGAAUGUGGAAUCCUUUUCGUUCAAAGCUUGGAGCAACAAUUAUUGGUGGAGUCGCCAACAUGCCAAUAGGAAUAGGAUCAAAGGUUCUUUAUCUCGGAGCCGCAAACGGAACAACAGUUUCUCACGUUUCUGACAUGGUUGGACCCACCGGGCUCGUUUACGCAGUUGAGUUUUCACACAGAUCUGCCAGGGACUUGACAAACAUGGCUAAAAGGAGACCUAACAUAGUUCCAAUUGUUGAAGACGCAAGACAACCACAGAAAUAUAGGAUGUUAGUUGGAAUGGUGGACAUAAUAUUCGCCGAUGUUGCACAGCCUGACCAGGCCAGAAUAGUUGCCAUGAAUGCCGACCACUUUCUAAAGCCAGCAGGAUGGUACAUAAUUGCCAUCAAGGCGAACUGUGUGGACUCCACCGCCAGCCCUGAGGCUGUUUUUGCAGGUUUGCUUCCUACUGAACAUAAUUAUGUAGCCGAGGUUGAUAAAUUACGUAAGGAAAACUGCAAGCCAAGAGAGCAGUUGACUCUGGAACCUUAUCACAGGGACCAUGCAGUUGUUAUUGGACAAUAUCGCGUUAAAAAGAAGCAAGCAUCAUAA
Messenger RNA from Theileria annulata, 957 nucleotides. Its product is annotated as fibrillarin, putative. Gene Ontology annotation, cellular component: small-subunit processome; nucleolus; box C/D methylation guide snoRNP complex. The record is from RefSeq and is a predicted model, not a curated record. Bases 1 to 957 code for a protein of 318 amino acids. Lineage: Eukaryota; Apicomplexa; Aconoidasida; Piroplasmida; Theileriidae. Gene Ontology annotation, molecular function: RNA binding; rRNA methyltransferase activity; histone H2AQ104 methyltransferase activity. Gene Ontology annotation, biological process: box C/D sno(s)RNA 3'-end processing; rRNA methylation. The transcript is spliced from 6 exons.